Molecule: messenger RNA, 608 nt
Organism: Pterocles gutturalis (yellow-throated sandgrouse)
Lineage: Eukaryota; Metazoa; Chordata; Aves; Pterocliformes; Pteroclidae
Product: serine/threonine-protein kinase DCLK1
Exons: 6
Biological process (GO): protein phosphorylation
Molecular function (GO): protein kinase activity; ATP binding
Source: RefSeq, a predicted model, not a curated record
GUGAGCAGCCCCAGCUAUCCUUAACUAAUCCCAUUGCUUCUCAGUUUGGAUACAGCUUGGCUUAGUACAGAGCAGGAAUUUUACUGCUUGCUGUUAUCAGGUUAAACAGUAAAAUUUUGUCCAUGUUAGAACUCAUAGAAGUGAAUGGAACCCCUGGUAGCCAGCUUUCUACUCCCCGCUCUGGGAAGUCUCCAAGCCCAUCUCCCACCAGCCCAGGAAGUCUACGGAAACAGAGGAGCUCCCAACACAGUGGCUCCUCUACCUCAUUAGCAUCCACCAAAGUUUGCAGCUCUAUGGAUGAAAAUGAUGGACCUGCAGAAGAAGUGUUGGAGGAAGGUUUCCAGGUUCCAGCAUCGAUAGCAGAGCGAUACAAAGUUGGAAGGACUAUAGGAGAUGGAAAUUUUGCUAUUGUGAAGGAGUGUAUAGAAAGAUCAACUGGUAGAGAAUAUGCUCUGAAAAUAAUCAAAAAAAGUAAAUGUAGUGGAAAAGAACACAUGAUCCAGAAUGAGGUAUCUAUUUUAAGACGAGUCAAGCAUCCCAAUAUUGUACUUCUGAUUGAGGAGAUGGACAUGCCAACUGAGUUGUACCUUGUCAUGGAACUUGUAAAG